This is a messenger RNA of Aspergillus campestris IBT 28561, 1575 nucleotides long. RefSeq lists its product as uncharacterized. The transcript has 3 exons. The record is from RefSeq and is a predicted model, not a curated record. Bases 1 to 1575 code for a protein of 524 amino acids. NCBI's taxonomy places the organism in Eukaryota, Fungi, Ascomycota, Eurotiomycetes, Eurotiales, Aspergillaceae.
AUGGCAUCCAAGAUGGUGUCCAGAAUCAUCCUUCUCCUUACCCUCCUCGUGGGCCUCGUGCUCUCGUUGAACACGACUGACACGACUGACACGAUUGACACGAUUGACACGACCGAGUUCUUCGAGCUCACCGCACGAGACGACGGCAUCGAUCUGGACGUUCGUCGGGACAAGUCUGUCCGGCCCAAAAGAGCAAAGCCACCAGGCUUCGACAGCUACCUCUGGAGCUCAAUCGCUACAUUCACAGGCGACUUGACCGACGGUAAUCUAGUCCAGAUAGCCGAUGACGCGCACAAACGCAUGCGAGACCACUGGAAAACCGAGAGAAUCGACGUCACGAAGCAGCCGACCGUGAUGACGGCCUUGAAGGUCGGCCGCAGCGUCUACCUCGCUUCCUCCACCAAGGGCAACCCGCCGGUGGUGUACGAGCGCCGCCGGGGUCAGGAUGGUAAAGGCGACGUGAAAAAAGCGGUACCGGAUGAGCUGGCCAACGCGCUCACGGCGUGCUUGAACAGUCGGGGAUCCAAGGAACCGCAACAUCAGAAUGAGGCGCAGUGCGGCGAGGUCAUGGCCAUCUUUGCCUGGAUCAAACAGAAUCCAGGGCAGAAGAUCUCGGACCAGGAAGCCGUUAUCAUUGCGUGGGAGUACAAGGAAGACUCACAGUCGAAAAAGGUUAUUGCUAAUGGCAUCAAGCCUCCCUGCAAUAGUAGAGAUUUCUGGGGCUGCAAGUCCUUGCUUCCUAAGUUGAAAAUCCGAGAAGUGAAGAAGGGCGUCAAGGGGGAGCCAUACUCAAAGCCGACGGAGAUACGGCAGCAGGCACUCCUCGGAAGCUGUGCAUUGACGUGCACGGGCACGCCGGACAGCCGGGGCACCACGCGGGAGGCCAUCAUGAAGCAUGUGGACGACAUUUGUGAACGCAUGUCCAAAGACAAUAGAGGGAAGCGCUUCAAAGGUUUUUCGGAGGAAUAUAAGAACGCUGGAGGAACGACUGUCAACGCCCUGAAGAUCUCUCUGGAAGAGGGAGCGGACCAAGGCAUUGCAAGUAAAGCUGAGUGCAAAAAGAACUUCCAGAAAACCAUCGACGAAUGCGACACCAAUACCAGGACUCAAAAGAAAGGUGGUCGAAUCGGGGAUGGGAGAUUGAUCUACUCCUGGUCGACUCAUGCAGACGAAUCGAAAGUGAAGUGUCAGAAACACGACAAGGACAACUAUACUCACAAGACCCGCGACUACUUCCUCGAAAAUAUCAAGCGGUAUUGCAAGGAUGGUCUGAAGCUGAAGGCCCAGGACCAGCAGGGUGAAAACCCUGACCAACCAAUGGUCAUGAACAGCGUCAAUCUGCUUGUCAGAUAUCCCGAGUCGCAAUCGGGCUGCCACACCGGCAAGGACCAUGAAGUAUCCGCUGAGGAUUGCGAGAGAAGCUUUAGGAUAAUUAUCGAUGAGUGCGACACUAAUACUCGCGAGGAGAAAUGGGGCGGUUCGCGUAUCUACGAUACGAAUGAUGGCUGCUUUGAUUACUCUGUUACUGGAUGGAAGGGCGAGGAAUCUCACCAUGGUUUGCCCCCGCCAACGUAG